This is a messenger RNA of Brienomyrus brachyistius, 4283 nucleotides long. RefSeq names its product rho GTPase-activating protein 18-like. The record is from RefSeq and is a predicted model, not a curated record. Gene Ontology annotation, cellular component: cytoplasm. Gene Ontology annotation, molecular function: GTPase activator activity. The transcript is spliced from 16 exons. The coding region runs from base 640 to 2472 and encodes 610 amino acids. NCBI's taxonomy places the organism in Eukaryota, Metazoa, Chordata, Actinopteri, Osteoglossiformes, Mormyridae. Gene Ontology annotation, biological process: regulation of actin filament polymerization; signal transduction; negative regulation of stress fiber assembly.
GAGCUGAGUAAAGGCAGGCGUGUCCAGCGCUACGCCGAGGGCUGGCGAUGCAAAUGAGAAGCUGAAAUGGCUCGGCUGGGCGAUGGAGGCAGUAUCGGGUUGCGGUGCAGCGGGGCACAAAGCUGGCAAAAGCCUCGCUGCAUGUAUUUAUGAAAGAGGGGAACCGAGUAAGUGGAUGAAGACCUUCGCUCCGAUCCGGCGGCUGCUGGAAGGUGAUGCGUGUCUCAGCAUGGAGCUGAAAGACUCGGGAAGCGUCAUUCUGAAGUCGUACCUCUCAUAUGGCCCCUCUAGGAUAUACUUGGCAGACGACACUUUCUCCUCUCCUGUGUCCCACGGACACUCACCUAUUAACAAUGAUCUAGCUGUGGACGUCAGGAAGAGAAGCCAGCCCAUAUGUAAGCUGUGGCCAAACUCUGGUGGUGACAGGUGCCGUCAGAUGAACUUGGCGACGUCUACCGUCUCCACGGCUCUCAGAGAUCGGCAGCGACGAGAUGCAGCUUUGUUACUGUCGGCUGCAGGACGCAUCAGCACAUCCGAUAGCAGGACUCGGAAACGGCGAUUUCAAGACUCAACACUGAAGAGUUUUUCAUUGUCAACACAUCCUUAUACAGGAAGGUGUGCUGCCUGGGUACAGAGAGGAUGACUUCUGAGGAGGCGACACAUGCGUCCCCUCGGAGGUGCUCCACCUCCUCACAGGAAGCCCUGCCUCCUGUGGAGUGCUGCUCGAUGGAGGACUACUGGAGCGAGAGGAAGAGCAUCGAGGAGGAGGGAAGUCAGCGAGGGAAUGUGUCACCAUUGGAGAGGCGGAGCAUGGAUGAGGCUGAGAUGGAGGAGGCGUGGCUGAAGGACGCUGGGCUGUCCACACUGGUGUCCGACACGCCCGGGGACCCCCAAGUGCCUGCGGAGGCGCUGCUGUCCACGCUGACGCGCUCGCAGGCGGCCCUCGUCAGGAAGCGCAUGGACAACUACACGCAGACUUUGCGCAACCGCAACAGGCAGUGUGUGCGGCACGUGCGAGACGUGUUUCCGGGCAUGCCUGGAAACGACCCUGAGGUUGCCGAGUUGCCCCCCCCUAAGCCCCAAGUCCCGCCCAAGCUUCCUGCUUGGAUGCCCGUCCGAGGUGGGGAAGGCCGGGCGUCUAUCACCCAGCAGAGAACGGAGACCCUUUCGUUCGAGCAGCCAUACUCUGAAGCGGCUGCCCCGCAUAAGAGAGACGGGGAGUGCAGGGAGUGCCGGCCACUCAGGAGUGUCAGCGGAGAGAUGCUGAAAUUUCAGCCCCCCAGACCUAAGCUGGGCCUGACGGGCGUGCAGGACCUGUCAUCGGAGGACAUGAGGAAAAUCGGCUGCAUCGCUUUGAUCGAGCUCACGACCUUCUACGACUGCCUGGGCAUCGAGCUGAAGCAGAACCGCACGUUGAUUCCCCACAAGACCGGUCGAGAAAGUGGAAUUUUUGGAGUUUCCCUAGUAGCACUACUGGAAAAUGACCGAAAGAUUUUAUCCGGUUCCAGGGUUCCACUUGUUUUCAGAAAGCUGCUGUCCAAACUGGAGCAGACCGGACUGCAGACAGAGGGCAUCUUGAGAAUCCCAGGGUCUGUUUCUAGGGUAAAGCACCUGAGGCAAGAGCUGGAGGCCAGUUUCUACGAGGAUCGCUUUGACUGGGAGCAGGUGCGCCAAAACGAUGCCGCGGGCCUGCUCAAGACAUUCAUCCGGGAGCUUCCAUGCCCCCUGCUCACCCAGCGGUACCUGCCGACCUUCACCUCCGUGCUGAGUAUCUCAUCGCCGAGGCAUCAAAUCCAAGCCCUACACCUCCUCAUCCUGCUGCUGCCCGAACCCCACCGAGACACCUUGAAGGCUUUACUGGAGUUUCUGAGGAAGGUGGUGGCACAUGAGGAGAGGAACCGCAUGAGCCUGUGGAACGUCUCCAUGAUCGUGGCACCCAACCUCUUCAUCUCCCGGGGGAAGACUGGCAGGCCGGAGGAGAUCCAGAGGGCGGCUGGGGAGGCCUACUUGGUGCGACUCCUCAUUAUGCACCAGGACCUCCUCUGGACGGUCCCCUGCUUUUUAAUUGGUCAUGUAAGACAGAUGAAUGAAGCUUCUAUGAACAGGAAGACCAUGGCCUCUGAGAAGUACAAGAAGAAGCUUCUCAGGAGAAGGCAGCCAGAGCGUAACAAAGGAGACAGAAGCGAACUCACCGACUUUCGGGAUGGGGUGAUUCGGGUACACGCGCCCCAGCACGCGAAGGUUUCCAUGGCAAUACUGCUGGACAGCGAGACGAAGGCGAGGGACAUCGUCGCCCGCUUUCACUCUGAAACCAGCAGAGGUUCGCGAAGCACCAGUCGGAGACAUAGAGCCUAUUUGUUUGAAGUCGGAGGAAAUAUAGGUGAGCGCUGCUUGGAUCCUGAGACGUAUCUCCUCGACUUGCAUCAUGUGAAUCCCAACUGCGAGUGGAUAUUAAAGCCUCGGACAGCGUGACAGCGUGUUGCUGCAGGAAAUAACAGGCUUAACCAGAUGCAAUGCGGGAAAAAGGCCCUGUUUUGCCCUCUGCUGGACAUUCUCGAGACUACAAGUCAGGGUGACUUAGGUUUCUAUUGGUGGUACGCAGAAGCAAGGCGAGUGAGCUGCACCUUGGACACGACAGCCUGGAGCUGAAAGAUGAGCUGCAGCUAUUGGGGAAAAAACUGCUGAGAAGCCCCUCACCUGCAGACCACUGUAUUUCUACAGGAAUUGUCUCAUGGACUCAAGUGCAGGAUAAACUUGAGAUAAAUUCAAAGCAUUUUGAUAAUGAACUUAAAAAAUGUUUGCCAGAAAAACACAAGCCAUCUGCCAGAAUGCUCAGCUUGUGAAAUUUCAGCUAUAUGUCUCACAAGAAGGGCACUUCUGUAAAGACGUUACAGGUCUGGUAACUUUUUGCCAAUGGAAAUGUAGCUGGACUGUAAUUCGUGUAUAUAAAAAUAUUUAUAUGAUUAAUUUAUCCCACCUUUCGUGCAAUCUGAUGCAUAAACACUAUGAAGUCUUGAGGUUUCCCCGAACGUGUUUACCAGGCCUGGUUUAAGUGAACCUGGCAGGAUAUGUCCGACGUUGGCAGCUGGAGCUGCUUAUGCUCCGAGGCCCGGAAACCUAGUGAGUUUCUCCCUUGCAGGCAGAGGUGUCUCUGACUGAAGGCCCGAUGGUCAGCGCCCCGCCGAUGGUGGCUCUGAUAGCGACGAAAGUCACAUCCAAUAAGGACUCUGCAGUGACAGGCAGCCCCCCGCAUGUGAAGGAUGGUACUGGGGUGUUGGGUAGCAUUUACCAGAAACUCCACAGCAAUGGCGCAUUUCCCACCCGUCAGUGCUUCUGCGCCCAAAAAUGCUGAAUGUAUGGCACUGGGUUUCGAAACAUACUGCUGUUAAAUGAGGAAAGGUCCACUUCCUGUCUCCAUGUCAAAGGAAAGAUCCACUUCCUGUCUCCAUGUCAAAGGAAAGAUCCACUUCCUGUCAAACACUUAUAUGCAUGUAUACAGAAACACUGAAUGUCUGUUCUCCAUUGUUCUGUAUCAUGUUCCUAUUUUGAUUGAUUACUGUUUACCACAGGAAAGAAAAUUUGUGUUUCUCUUGGCAUGACUUUUAUGAAGUAUAUUAUUAACCUCAUUUCCAUGUUAACGACACUGGCCAGUUCAGAUUUUGCCUUGUCCUCUUUCCUGAUGCACCUCCAUAAUCUGCAUUAUUGACAUGAUGACAAGAGACUUUGACCUUGACCGAUGUGAAUUUUGGAACAUGGCUGUUAUUUCCUGACAUCUUUCACUUUUUUUAGUACGGAUGUGCAACACUGAGACACUCGAUGUGGACAAAGGAGCUGCUUUCCAUGUUUAUAAGCAGCUGCAGCACACAUGGGAUCAGGGAUUUUACCCACAGUCACAAUUUAAGUAAAUAAUUGACAGGGGCCCACAAGCCUCCGCUUUGCUUAUUGCAUAAAUGUAGAGCAGACACUGUUGCCUAAGAUGAAGGAUAUGAAUAACAGCAUGAGUAAUUUAAUUUCGUAAUCUGUCUCUGGUUAGUAUAUGGCUGGCCACUGACAUCACACCCAGCGAUCCAAUACUUUGAUUGACAGGUGUAUAUUUUCCUUACCUCAUGGGAGAGAGGAAGAAGGCUGAGGAUGAUUAAAGGUGACUCAUAGAAAUGUACAAAGAAAAUGCAGACUCCGGAAGAAGAUUUUAUGUUUAUUUUUAAUUUAAUUUUUCUCCUCCAUACCUAAUUGUACCAUUUAUGUUUGUUUGUUGAUGUAUUACAAUGUAGUUUUGGCACUAA